This is a messenger RNA of Rhipicephalus sanguineus (brown dog tick), 1125 nucleotides long. RefSeq lists its product as uncharacterized. The record is from RefSeq and is a predicted model, not a curated record. The coding region runs from base 1 to 1125 and encodes 374 amino acids. NCBI's taxonomy places the organism in Eukaryota, Metazoa, Arthropoda, Arachnida, Ixodida, Ixodidae. The transcript has 2 exons.
AUGGUGGAGAGGAUAACACAUAACCGCUUCAAAACGCUAUCCCUGGUGUCGUGCCGGAUAGUCACCCCUGAACGUUGGGUGCUUUUCAUCUUCACGUGUGCGCUCCUGGACAAGACUUGUGCCGGAGGCGGAGCGGUGCCUUUCUUGGGAGGAGGCGGCUUCAAUGGUCAGGGCGCAGCAUUGAGCCCCAGUCAAGCGGCGAAUCUAGCGGCUGCCCUGGGUGGUGGCUUAAACGCAGGCCUGGGAGGAGCCGGUCUUCUCGGUCCAGGAGGCCAGCUAUUAGCAGUACCGAAUGGACAGGGAGUGUCUGUUCCUGCACCAGUGGCCACGCCGAUCGCUUCUGUUACAUUCCUGAAACAGCCCGUCGUAAACCUGCGGUAUGUGACAAAGCCCGUCAUAAAGUAUGUCAAGCACCCAGUGGCCACUGUCCAUCACGCCAUUAGGCCCGUUGUCCGCGUGGGCCAAGCUGCCGGCGGAAUCAGCCUUAACGGGCACGGCCUUGCUGGCUUCACUUCAGCGCUCGGUAAUAACGCGGCAGCACUCAACGGCCUCGGCGGUGUCAAAGCAAAUGCACUGAAGGUGCAGACACACGUCACUGGGGCCAGUGCGGUGGCAGGACCAGCUAAAGCUGGUGGUAUUGGUGCUCUCGAAGGUCCUGCAUUUAUCGGCCCAGGACUUCACGGGCACGCUCUUUUGGGUCCUGGUGUGGGUGGCCCCGUUCUGGGGGGACAUGCUGGACCAGGGCUAGGAGGACCGGGACUUGGAGCCAUAGGUCUACAUCACUUGGCCAUGAACAACUUAGGCUUGCACGGUCUCGGUGGUCUCGGAGGCCCCGGUUUCGGAGGACCCAUGCUCGCAGGUCUCGGUGGACCUGGACUUGUAGGUGUCGGCGUACGUCACCCUACCCUGCUUGGCGUUGGACUGGGCGGCCUUGGUUACAAAGGUGGACCUGUGUUUAAGAAUGGCCUCGGCAACGUUGGAGGAGGUGACGGCGGCACCACUCUUCUUGGUGCUCUAGGCGCAGACGGUGUAGACGGGGCGGUCGCAGCUAUCAGGACGGCGCACAAUUUGUCCCCAACUGUGGCCGUUAAGUCGGGAGGAAACCUUUUUAACGCUAAAGGAUAA